Mesorhabditis spiculigera is the source of this 690-nucleotide messenger RNA. The record is from the annotation of a GenBank genome assembly. Lineage: Eukaryota; Metazoa; Nematoda; Chromadorea; Rhabditida; Rhabditidae.
AUGUUCGCCAAGGUUCUCAUUGCAGUUGCCCUUCUCGAACUCGUCGCCGCCGACUGUGAUGCGAGCACCCAGGCUGCCAUUGUCCAGUGUUAUACGCCCUACCUGCAGUACUACGGACUGGCGCCGAGCGGCGGAGUUCUGCCUAGCUACAUGGACCUAGCCGUCGCCAUCCAGAAGAAGUUCGACCAGAUGGGGCAGAAAGCGGCGCAGGAUAUGUGCGACCACACAAACUCCCUGGGCACCUGCUUGAACGCGACGAUGUACCCGAUCGAUGUCGACUGCUACAACCACAUCGUUCUGGCCAAUAACAUGACUGAGUCGUACACGUACAUGGAGGAGCAGGCUAUUCAUGAUUAUGAGUGCAACGCCGGGCUUACCGUGUUCCUCGCCGAGUUCUAUUGCGUCCGCGCCGCUCGUCAGAACAACCAGCAGAAGCUUCAGCAAUGUGACACUGACCUCAACAACGACAUCAACAACGGCAUGAAUGUUUGCAAGGCCUACGACAAAUACAUCUCCUGCAACUCGGUCAUCUACGCCAAGGCGUGCGACUUCAACGCCGGCGUGCUGAUGUGCAACAUCUACACCAAGGCGAUGGACAGCGUCUACAACUACUGCGACAACAACGGCCAGCUGACACCUUGCCCCAACUAUCGUGUCAACCCCAAAUUCCUCCUUGGAGUCGGGCCAUUC